AUGGCUAUUUUACAGACUACCAACGAUAGUACAGCGUGGUCUGCUCCUUUUGUAACAACACAAAGGCCAGAUCAGCUUCGUCAAUCUGAAGAAGAACUUGAGGAGUUUAGAAUUAUUUGGCUCGAUAAUGAUUUAAAUGAUAAGGAGAAGUCUGUUCAUAUUCAGAUUGGUUUACAAACUUAUGUGCAAACUAUUAAUCAAUAUAGAAGCAUUGAACAGUGUUAUAAUGAUAUACGACAAAUGACCAAAGAAAAAAUAUUUUUAAUCAUAUCGGGUUUUCUACCGCCAGAGAAAUAUUUGUCCGAUAUUAAUAGAUUGCAACAAGUUCUUUGUGUCUAUUUAUUUAACUCAUCCAGUGAAGAGUUCCCAUGGAUCAAACAAUAUAGAAAAUUAUCAGAAAUUGACAAUAUUUCGUGUUUAGAUGAACGAAUAAGGGACGAUGUUGGAAAAUAUUCUAAUCUAUUUAAAAGUUUAGAGAUAGAUGCAACAAAAAAGCCAAUGAAAAAUUUAAAUAUAGAGAGUCGUUUAUUUAUUUUGCAUCAAUUGUUAACUGAAGUGUUACUUCGAUUACCAAAAACAGAACAAAGUAAAACAGAUUUUAUUGAAUUUUGUAGAGGUUAUUUUCAAAAUAAUCAAUUUAUGCUCCAAAAAGUUGAACUUGUUGACAAUACAUAUCCUCAUGUAACGCCUAUUGAAUGGUACACUAGUCCCUUAUUUCUUUUAUCCUCUGUAGUAAAUAAAACAUGCCGUACAGAAAAUAUUCGACUCAUGUUCAAAGUACGAAUAUUUAUGCGUGAUCUAUACGAUCAAUUAAAAGGAUUACAUCAGCAAAUGGUAGAUACGAUAACAUCGCCGCUCACUGUGUUCAGAGGUAUGAUAAUGAUGGAAGAAGAACUUAAAAAGUUACAAAAUAAUAUCGGUGGUUUUGUAUUAACAAAUUCAUUCUUGUCAACAACACAUGAACGAGAUGUUGCCAUAGCAUUUUCUGGUGAAGGAAAGGUUCCACUUGGAUACGUCUCUGUUGUAUUUAAAAUCGAAAUUGAUGCUGAACGAAACAAAUCGAAACCGUUUGGUUAUCUAAGAGAAGAAACUGCAAACAAAGACGAGGAUGAAAUUCUCUUAUCAAUAGGCAUGAUAUUUAAAUGUACAGCAUAUCGGUACGAACAGGUAAUAUUAACACACAAGGUUUCAAAUUUUUGUGAAAGCAUAUUUUUUCACAUGAAUGAAUCGUAAAAAGCAUGUACAAUGGGUGAAGAGUAUUAUCUGAGAAAAGCAGGCAAUUCUCGAAAAGAUUUUCUCAGAAAUCGGUUUUUCAGAAAUUUAUUUAAAUAAACGAAAAGAAGCUUUGUCGAAUCACACGAAAGAAUAGAAUAAACAAAUCUCGUUAAAAUGAGACAUCUGAGAGCUCCACACGAUGCCUCAUGUAGGAGAGAUGAACUUUUUAAUUUUUUUCACCUUUUGCGUAUACUGGAAUCAAAAAAAAUCAAAAAUAAAUUAAUCACGAAAUGCAUACAUGUCUUCUGAAUGAAGUAUCCUGUAGAGGUCGGAAAUUUUAAAGAGAAUUGUUUAUUCUGUCUUUUCCAGUGCUUCGAAGAAAGGUGCACAGGUCGAUUAUAGGAAACAUUCUUAAACCCUAAAUUUUAAUCAUAAACUACUAUCCAUACCAAAAUACAGUGCCGGGUGCCACUUUUUGAAUAACUUUGAUAGGAAUGAGAUAGAGACCUGCGGUUUUCGCUGUUCAAUAGCCAAGACUUGAGUAGAACUUUUCACAAGCGGAAGCAACUUUUGAAAAAAUUCCAGAGACCGGGUUUCCAGAGGAUCUUUGGAAAGCCAGCUCCGUUGUCAGAAAGCUAACAUACAAUGUUAGUAACUUUUUUGCAUGCGUAGAUAGUCCGGACGUUACUCUACAAAAUUAUGCAAGU
Molecule: messenger RNA, 1922 nt
Organism: Didymodactylos carnosus
Lineage: Eukaryota; Metazoa; Rotifera; Eurotatoria; Philodinida; Philodinidae
Source: the annotation of a GenBank genome assembly